This is a messenger RNA of Acomys russatus (golden spiny mouse), 1011 nucleotides long. RefSeq names its product sulfotransferase 2B1-like. NCBI's taxonomy places the organism in Eukaryota, Metazoa, Chordata, Mammalia, Rodentia, Muridae. Gene Ontology annotation, cellular component: cytoplasm. The transcript is spliced from 6 exons. Gene Ontology annotation, biological process: sulfation. Gene Ontology annotation, molecular function: sulfotransferase activity. The record is from RefSeq and is a predicted model, not a curated record. The coding region runs from base 21 to 896 and encodes 291 amino acids.
UCACCGCUGCCAGCACCAGCAUGACCGAACGCAUGACCACCACUGAAAUCUUCGAUGGCAUCCGCUUCCCGGGCUUCAUGCACACCUCAGAGUCCCUGAGAGCGGCUUGUUCUCUCCAGUUCCAGGACACGGACAUCCUCUUGGUGACAUUCCCCAAGUCAGGUACCACAUGGAUGCAGCAGAUCCUGAGCCUGAUCUUCUGUGAGGGCGACCUAUGGCCUAUCCACCACCUCCCCAACUGGGCCCGAGUGCCCUGGAUAGAGCAUGUCUCCUUCAGCAGCUUCCUGUCCAAUCUUAACGCUUCCUGGCCUCGCCUGUUCACCUCCCACAUCAAUGCCAGAGGCCUGGCCCCAGCUCUGAUGAAGUCCAAGGCCAGGGUGGUGUACAUGGCACGGAACCCUAAGGACGUUCUGGUUUCCUACUACCACUUUCACAGAAUAGCCGGCUUCCUGCCCAAUCCCGGCUCCUUUGAAGAGUUUGUGGACGAGUUUCUCGAGGGCACAGGUUUCUUCGGCUCCUGGUUUGACCACGUGAAGGGAUGGCUGGGCCUCCAGAAAGACCUGAAUUUGAUUUUUAUCACCUAUGAGGAGCUGAAGCAGGAGCCUCGCCCUACCAUUCAGAAGUUAAGUGAAUUCCUGGGGCGCACACUGGGGCCCAAAGAGGUGGACACCAUACUGGAGCAUUGCAGCUUCUCCUUCAUGAGUGAGAGCAACAUGGUCAACUACAGCCUUUUGGGCAAGGAGAUCAUGGACCAGAGCCAGAGCAAGUUCCUGAGGAAAGGUGUUGUGGGGAGCUGGAAGGAACACUUUACUCCUGAGCUGGAUAAGAGGUUCAACGCUGUAUACCAGUCCGAGAUGGGUGACUCUGGCCUCUGCCUGCCCUGGCACAUGGACUGACCCUUCUGACCGAUUCCCACAGUCCUGCCUCCCUGGCCCCCUGGCCCGCUGGCCCGCUGGCCCAUUGUCCUCCUGGGCUACUCCCUGGUCUAGCAAUAAAAGCUCUGGGCCAUGC